CGGAGAACGGUAAGCUGUGUCGAGGGCCUAUGGAGUGAGUAGUAACACUGUCAGCAAGAGGCAGGGUAUUGAGUGUCCGAGAUCACAAUCCAAUGUUGGAUGGCGUCUCACACGAGCAGUGCCGUACAGUGCAUGCGUGGAAUGCCUUUCUUACAAUAUCGCGAGCACCAGUCAACUUUGCCGCCCGUCCGGGGUAAAACAGAACCUCGCGUAGCUGAUAUUGGGGGCUGGGAGGCAAAAAACCUCGACCCGGCAGUUCGCGGCCAUGGAUGCCGACACUGCAGGGCGGCGAAAUGCAGUAAGGGCGGACAAGAUUCCAGCAGGAAUCCCUUCAUUGGAGUCCAGAGGAGAAACCGCAGCGGUGGUACUGUCUCCUAGCCUAGUUGCGGGAUCUAGAUCUGUAGAUCGACCGGUUCAAGCCUCACUUUCAGCGAUCUGCCGGUCCCUGCGGCAGAAGGCGACGUGCUGUGGUAAAGCGCAUAAGAACCGGCUACGAGUGGUGGAUCUCCCUUGCAUUCCACGCAUCUUCUGUCCAGUCCAAUUCAUGGACAGAACAAGCAUUUUUUCAGGCGAGGGGGCCAUUGUCCGCACAAGGCGCGGAGGUCAAAUAGAGCACCUGUCAUUGCGGUAAGGGGUAAAAUGAGCAGCAAUAGAACAAACAACGGUCCGUCUACUGCGUCCAAGUGCUGACUUGGCUUACGGGGUUUGACGCCAAAGCCAUUCCAGAGGAAGAAGAACAAGGCAGGUGUGAGGUUAGCAAGGGAGCGACGAUAUGUAGAAUGUCCCGGCUGGUAGCUCAAUUCCGGAUUGAUUCGCAUAACUUAAUACGGCCACCACUUGUAUAAGCAUGCUGCAACACUUAUCCUCUCAAUGAAAGAUCUGUAUGUCUUG
Messenger RNA from Exophiala dermatitidis NIH/UT8656, 891 nucleotides. RefSeq lists its product as hypothetical. The transcript is spliced from 3 exons. NCBI's taxonomy places the organism in Eukaryota, Fungi, Ascomycota, Eurotiomycetes, Chaetothyriales, Herpotrichiellaceae. The record is from RefSeq and is a predicted model, not a curated record. The coding region runs from base 266 to 631 and encodes 121 amino acids.